AUUCUUUUUCUUUCCUUAACCCCUUCGUUGAUCCUCAUUCAACUCCAUCCAUUCCUUCUUUCCUUCCUCCUUUCCUUUCUUCCUUCUCCCUUCUUCCUUCGCUCCAAGGAAAGAUCCACAGUCAACCACAGUACCCUUUCACUCGUGUCGUUCACUCCUUCGGCUUCUUCACCGCCGCUUUUUUCAAAUAGUCUACACACGUAUCCAAAGCGCCACUAUUUCUUCCUCAACUUCUUCGAUCUUUUCUACAAGACUCAGACACCAAGCAUGCUAGCGGGGGACCGUCCUCUGCCUUCCAAGACCACGAGCCGUAACAGCUUCCAUGGCGAGCCUAGUCCUGUCUCGAGCCAUGAUCAUACCAGAGUCAAGGCCAAGAGACUGACCCAUCAGCCCUUUACCGCCCAAAGCCCCUUCGGCUCAGCUCCACCACCCUCCUCGCAGUCGCAGCUCCAGCAGACCCCUGUCCAUUCGGGACAUCGACCGGUAUCCACAGCAUCAGGAGCACGACUAUCUACGUCGUCUGAAUCUGCGCUCGCAAAGGAGAAAGAGUUCAUGGCCAACACCAGAAUCCUGGCUAUGUCCAAUUUGAUCGACUCCUUCACCUCGGCCUCACACCAUACCAAGCAGGGAUGCUACAGCAAACAGCUCAAAAUCAUCGGCACAGCUUCGACGUCUCCCUCAGUAACAGGAGCAGAACUGGAUUUGACAGUAAAAAUCCACGUCAUUGAAAACACAUGGACAACAUGUCCGUUGCUACCGUCCUCGACCAUCCUUCACCGCUGGAAGGUCACGCACCUCGGCACGUCCAGCCAGGCCGACAGCGGUUCCGUACUUGAGGAUAUUGCAUCCGACCUUGUGUACUCCAAGGACGACAAGGAUUCCUCGUGGGUCCAUUCAAUGGAAAGGACAGAGACAAUCUCGCCAGCGCCUUCACCUACAUACGAUCAGCAAUCGAGGCGGCCACUUUCGACAUCCUCCGUAUCGUCCUUCUCAGCAACUAUUCGCGCGCCGCGGACACACGUGGCAGUUCUGUCGAAUGCUCUUUGCUUCGUCGCUAACAGGGCAGGUGAUUACCUUGUGCAGUUAUCAAUACAUAUCCCAUUCGUGGAAAGUACAGGUUCUCGGGGCAUUCAUCUUUCCCUUAUCCCAAAGUGCCGAAGCAACUUUAUCAAAUUCCGGGUUCAACCUGACGGAACGACAGAUAAGGACGAAGGAGACUUGGUGAAGGAUGUCGAUACAGUAAAUAACCAAGGAGUGCCCAAGGAGAUCACUAAGGAUGCCAGCAACGGGUUCGAAUUCAACAUAUAUCCAGAAGUUGUGUCCUUGGACGAGGCUCACCUGAACCCAGAUUCGGACGAGGAUGCACAAUUCUGGCUGGAAGCACAGGAGCUUAUGGUGGGGCGGGAUCAGUUUGUUGGAAAGCUGGUGGCAAGCGACGGAAACAAAAAGACAGCUACAUUAUCCGAAUCAUCAACAGAUGAGUCGAUGCAGAGACAGGGUGAUGCAGCUGCAAAAAGCAGGUUUGAAAUCGCAGGAUGUUUCACGCCGAGCUCGUCCUUGCAUGUGUCCUGGAUAUCUCAAGGUGCCACGGAUUUCGUCCAGAGUGUUGAGCAAGAGUUGACAGUUCACAUUAUGGGCCUCCCUGAUCAAACAAAGUCAUCGGCACUGUUGCAGCAUCGUAAGAGAAAGGACCCAGAAGACAGCCACGCGAUUGACCAUACGGACCAGGAGGAGGAUCCGGUGGAGUACGAGCAUCUCGAAAUGGACGACGGCGAUUUGAUUAUCACAGUCGAUAACACAAUGGCGGUCAAUAUCCAGAAGUUGGGGUGGAAGCAACCAUUCAUGGAUCUCACCAUUCACAUCUCCGACAAUCUGUCCGGACAGAGCAACGACAUAACGCUUCUUGACAUCAGCGGUGAUGCCGUACAGAAUUGGGAAGCCGUUGAAGCGAUUCAGUCCGAUAAUCUGGGACAAUCAUCUGCCCUUGAACUCGAUAAUCUGGACAAGGAACCCGUCGCAGACCCUGGAUCACAUUCGCCUUCAAUAUAUCGAGUUUGGCUCUUUGCAGGUACUGAGGGUAUGGUGGAUAUUCAUGUCAGCAUUUGUGUUGCACAGGCUGUGUCUGUUGGCUAUGGCAAAGAUAUUACCUGUCUCAUCCCCAGGUUCCAGGUCCAAGGCGUGAGUGAGGACAAGGGUCGAAUCCACGUUCACACAAACAACGAUCUUGUUGUUCAGCGGUGCAUCGCUCGCAAUGUGGAGUCAUCCCCGCUUGACAGCCACUCUCCGCUCGACGACGGGUCAUCAACAAGACAUCAGCCUGUUUUACAUUUCCAUUACCAAUCCUUCGAAUAUCGGCUUGCGGUUAUUGCUCAACGAUACCAGGCAUUGGCUCGAAUCGCUAGGAUCGAACGAGUCCGGGCAGAAAUCGGUGUCAGCAGCCAGCAACAGCCAGGGUUUGCAAGGAUUGUGCUCUCGAACAUUGUGUUGCCGCAACAGGAUGAUCCCUAUCUUCGGGUAUAUCAACUUGACGGCGCAGAAGUUUGGAGUGUGCUCGUGAAUGGAAAGCCGUGCUUAAAAUCGAUACAGUUUACGGAUCGGAAAUCUGCAGGACAGCGGACAGUCCUGAUUCCUAUCGAGGAGUCUGUAGAGAGCGAGAGCCCACAUCAGGUCGAGAUCAGCUAUGGGUUCAACACGCUCGACCGUGAACAUGAGGAGGAUCUGGACGAGGAGGCUGUGAUGUCGACGAUCAAGCUGGUUGUCCCUGGAUUUAGUCUACCAGUGGGUGAAUAUGUGGUCGUCGCUAACUUGCCUAAGCUAGACGAAGAUAUGGACUACGGUGAGCCAUCAGGAGAUUUUGAGAUUACGUCGAGGGUUGGUUUAGUAGGCCAGCGAAAAACCAUCACAUAUGGUGCGUAUAUGACCCUCGGUCGACCCAAGCUCUCUAUCAAGACCGUCAAGGGUGCAGUCCGGACUCGCGUAGAACAGGACCAGCAUACGGAAUCAACAAGAAUGGCUGAUCAAAACUCGACUACCCAGCUGGAGCAGAUUGGCAGGAGUAACGUUCAUGCAUCUGUGGUUGUCCAUGACCCUCAACAACCGCCGUUCAAUGCCGGGAUUGCCACCGCACAGCAGGCCAGUCAGAGACAUCCACAACAGCCUCUGGAGCUGCAGAACCCCCAGGCAGAGCAGGGACUUGAUGGAGAGAUUCUUCCUAUAUUAAGCGCGCGAGCGAAUGGUGGGGCUGAGGGUGGAGCUGGAGUGGGACCAGGACAGACAUCGAAUCUCUCGCCGCAGGUUGGAUCACCGGCUCUGUUGCAAUCGGGCGGUCGGAUGGCAUUCUCUACUCGCGAGCCGUUCUUUUUGAAGACACUAUCGUUUGCACAGAUGCAACAUCUGGUCAGAAUGUGGUGGAAACAGAUCAUGGCACCGGUGGCAGCUCUGGCUUUAGUAAUCAUGAUCAUCAACGUUGCAGCGUUCCAGGAUACGAAAUCGACGUCGCUAGAUCUGGUGAAUAUACCGGCCUGGCGACGGCCAUUUGCUGUGAUUGGGCGGCUAUGGCAUGAUUCUUCUGUUACACAGAGGUAUUUGACGAGCAAUGGCGAGUUUGAUGGGUUUAUGGACGACCUUAUCUUUUCGGAGAAGACUGUAACAGUUGCAGAGCCAGGUCCAGUGAAGACGAUGCCAAUUGAGGAGGACGCACCAGCGAUAGAAGCAACACAGGAGCUGGAGGCUCUACCACGACCCGAUGGAGGUCAUGAAGAUCAGCUUAGCGCAGAUGACCAGGAAGAGGAUAAGGGCGAAGAGGAUGGUACGCGGCCAGAAUCCGCUGGACUGAUGAAGUUAAUUGAAACCCUGAAACGUAUUGCAAAUGGCUUCAAGUCCUGAGACUGGUGUCGAACCAAGGCAGCAAGGAGUAAAGAGGGGUUUGUUGCUUGCUUGAACGUAUUGUCUCCGUUCACUCUUUCGUUUACUUUGCACAUUGCCCUAUUUGCACCAACACAACCAAUAAAAAGCGGUGCCUGGAUUUGCCUCCCCACGUGGCACAGAAAUG
Messenger RNA from Gamsiella multidivaricata, 4051 nucleotides. RefSeq lists its product as uncharacterized. The coding region runs from base 268 to 3885 and encodes 1205 amino acids. The transcript has 4 exons. NCBI's taxonomy places the organism in Eukaryota, Fungi, Mortierellomycota, Mortierellomycetes, Mortierellales, Mortierellaceae. The record is from RefSeq and is a predicted model, not a curated record.